AUGGAAUUUAUAACAAAUGUUAGUACGUUUAAGAUUGUGAAAAUGAUCGUGCUAUCAAACAUAUUCCGCGGUAGUCAUCAACAACAGCAAAUACAUAGCGAGUUGACGGAGAAAAGUGUUAGAGAAAAACAAACACAUCUUGUGUCACAAAGCUCAUUGAGAUUGAAGAAACGGACGAAAACACACGACAAUAUUAAAGUGACGAUAUCGAAGGAUGAUUGUAAACCAUCGGUCGAUAGAAGACUCUCGAACAGUGUGGAUGCCAUAGUAACACAUAUUGAUACCAAAAACAAAGUUAUAUGUAGUGCCAAAGGAUUACUAGAAACUAAUUUAGACGACCUAUUUAGCGAUGGGAGUAUAGAUAGGUGGUCGGACGAACCAAAGAUCUUGGGUGCUAGUGAACCCAUAUUAAAUACGAAUGAUAAUGCUAAGACCAAAAGUAAUCGAGAAUCUCUCAUGUCGGAUGAUGAGAGUGAUGUAACGGCUAUAGACAGCGAUUGUAUUGACGAGGCGAGCAGUGAGCAAAGGAAAUGUAUGGGCGCGAGGCGGCUCGGGCAUAUGCUAAGGAGGGUGUUGUCUAGAAAUGGUGAGUCACAAAAUACAUUUUAA
Molecule: messenger RNA, 609 nt
Organism: Danaus chrysippus (African queen)
Lineage: Eukaryota; Metazoa; Arthropoda; Insecta; Lepidoptera; Nymphalidae
Source: the annotation of a GenBank genome assembly